Messenger RNA from Lates calcarifer (barramundi perch), 2402 nucleotides. RefSeq names its product LHFPL tetraspan subfamily member 2a (gene lhfpl2a). The transcript is spliced from 4 exons. The record is from RefSeq and is a predicted model, not a curated record. The coding region runs from base 744 to 1421 and encodes 225 amino acids. Lineage: Eukaryota; Metazoa; Chordata; Actinopteri; Centropomidae. Gene Ontology annotation, cellular component: membrane.
GAGCAGUCACUCCCAUCCCAGCAGUAGUCGGUCUGGGCAGAGGGGGACGGAGACAGCCAUUCAUUCUUCUGUGGUCCCGGAGAAAACGUGGAGGAUGAAGAAGAGACACUGAAGAGGGGAACAAAAAAUCAAGUCAGGAUCGCGUCCGGACAGCUUAACCUAAACUGCUCAAAUCUCAGAGAAGACACAAGAAGAUCCUUCCAACUUGCUGGAUUUCAGAGGCGUCGCUUCAAAACCGCACAGCCAGCAGUUACACGUUGUGUAUAGCGGGAAAUCUUACACCAUCUGGAUUUAACUGAAGAAAUUUGUCUCUGCAUUCGCCACAAGAUUCCACACGAGGUGUGUCUGAUGUGACGCCAGCGGGCUGGCUCAGGGAACACAACUUCAAUACAAUGUAGACACCAAACACGAGACAGAAUAAGAGUCAGAACACCAAGCCAACAGAAGGAGGGUGAGUCCAAGGAGGAGGAACAACAGCUGUGCUGAAGCGACACCAGCAGAAGAUAAGAAGUAAAAGAGGCAGAGAGAAAAGAAGGAAACAGCAGACUGUGAAUCAUUGACUUGAACCUUUUGUGUACAACGGUGUCACCUACUCAUUCCAGUGACGUGUUCACUCACUCUCACACCUCCGCUGAAGAAGGAUCACAACCUUGGCUCUCUGUCAUUUGAGGGCAUCCGACCCACAAUCCACCUUUUCACCUCUUGGCGAAUCUGAACAGAGGGAGACUCCAGCCGCCGUCAGCAUGUGCCAUGUCAUUGUCACCUGCCGCUCCAUGCUGUGGACUCUGCUGAGUAUUGUGGCCGCGUUCGGAGAGCUCAUCGCCUUCAUGAGCACUGACUGGCUCGUGGGAUUCCCCCGCACCCCAGAUGCUGUCUUCGGCCCCCAUGGGGCCACCACAGCCGGAGAGGCCUACAGGCCCACUUUAGGCAUCUACGGCCGCUGUAUAAAACUGCCCCACCUGCAGCGUGGGAUACUGUGCGGACCGUACGCGGUACACUUUGGGGAGAUUGCCAGCGGGUUCUGGCAGGCUACUUCAAUCUUCCUGGCGGCAGGGAUCCUGCUGCUGUGUGCCGUGGCGUUCAUCUCGGUCUUCACCAUGUGCUUCCAAAGCAUCAUGAAGAAGAGCAUCUUCAAUGUGUGUGGACUGCUGCAAGGGAUCGCAGGUUUGUUUCUGAUCCUGGGUCUGAUGUUGUACCCUGCUGGCUGGGGUUCAGACAAGGUCCAGCUGUACUGCGGUCCCGACGCGGCUCCGUACCGGGCUGGGCUCUGCUCCAUGGGCUGGGCCUUCUACACCGCCAUGGGCGGCACCGUGCUCACCUUCAUCUGCGCCGUCUUCUCCGCGCAGGCCGAGAUCGCCACCUCCAGCGACAAGGUCCAGGAGGAGAUCGAGGAGGGCAAGAGCCUGAUCUGCCUCCUCUGAGGGCUCAGAUACUUUAGUCCUGUGGGGAAAAGAGAAGAAGAAGAAGAAGAGGAGGAAGAGAGACAGGCCAAUAACAAUCAACACCUGCUCCUCUGCCUUCUCUCUUGAGGCUGGCUUGUGAAAUGGAGGCCCCUGCAUUGUUUACCACUAAAACUGACUCUUAUUUUGUCUCUGUUUUGUGUUUAUGUGGAAGAAAUCUACAAGUGCCAAGUUUUUUUCUCAGUGUGUGUCUUUGUCUUUCUGCCACUAGAGGUGCUGUGUCUGUUAUUGUAUUCACGUGUAAGCAUGUGGACAGCCAGACAGCCUCUGUCUGUCACCACAUGCUCUGUAAAUAAGUGUGAUUAUAUAUAUUUUGUACAUAGUUAUGAUCGCAGAAUGAUGGUCAGCUUGAUCCAGGCUGGGCUGAUGAAGUCACUCUUGCCUUAAAAAAAUAAAAAACACUGGUGUUUUUGUCGCCAGACCACGACCAGUAAACCUGGAUCUUCUAACUGUUUGCCAUGUGUGAGCAUUAACUCAACAAGGGAACCACUACACAGUCAGAAUAAACUACUCACAGAAUAAAUGGCCUUCAGCUCAGAGUGGAUGUCCUUUAAAGCUUACAGAAUGUACUGUCAUAUGAAUGAUUAAUGUGUUUGCAGACCCUUGAAAUGUAUCAAUGAAACACAGACUGCAUGAGGAUGAGCAGAGGAAGCUCUGUGGUGCAUUUUGUUUGUCCUUUAUUUUUUUUAAAAGAAAGCUGAAAUGAAGUGAGCUUAAUCCUAGCCUAAGCUGAGAGACAACCUGUGAAGGGUCUCUGCUGCCCCCCCCCCAAACAUCCUGUAAUCUGUGCACAAAGACCUGGACUGAAAGAUGAGGACACAUAAUGAAGUAUUGCUGUUUAGUAAUGUCUGGUUUCAGGGAGUCUGUUGAGUCAUAGAUAGUGUCCUAUCUGUUCUCAUGUGUUUUCUUGCCAAAUGAAUAAAGAGAAGGGAAAAAAAUAAC